UUGACCACUCUGAACCAGAUUACCUCCAUGAAGCUGGAUAUCGACAUUACCAGGAAGUUGGGUGAUGGCUCUGAGGAGGAUGAGCCGUUCGCCAUCAGUGACCGCUGGGAGUUCCAGCGUGAGAGCAAGCGAUGGUCUCGGCUCCCCGCGGGGUCCAUGGGCUCAGACCCUGGGGGUCCAGGCAGCCGGGAGAGCCUGCUGAGCGACCUGAGCUCCAGCCACAGCACAUCCGCUGACAGUGUGCGGGGUGGCUCGGCAGUGCUCAGCACCCAGACCCUCAGAGACCCCUGUGUCGCCGUGAAAACCACUCCAAACUCUGUGGCCAAGCCCCGCAAACACAGGACCAAGAGCUUCCUGCGGCACAUCGACUCUCUCCGCUGGAGGAGCCCGCAGACCAAAGUCAAAGCAGCUCAGGGCGGCACGGAGCCCACCCACAGCACCGUGCUACACAAAGUCCUGCCAGGCCAGGGCCCCAGGCCUCCACCCAGUGUCAAUGGGGAGCCCCAGUCCUGGGAGGCAGGUGACUCCCCAGCCCCCAGCCUCACAGCGGGGCUUCGCAAAGGCUUGACCAGCAGCCGCUACCUGGAGGACUGCAAGCUGGAGGCUGCAUCCUGCGGCCUGGGCUGGGAUGACCAAUCGGACGAGGAGCAGCUGGUCCGCAUCCCCGCCAACCACAAGCCCGGAACAUUCCCCAAAGCCCUGUCGCUGGAGAGCCUGUGCCCCGGCCACGACCAGCGACUGUUGUGGUGGAGGACAGAGAACCUGAGUGUCCGCGGGGGUGGGUCCUGUGGCUCGGUGGGCAGCCGGCACAGUGUGUACGAUAACGUGCCCGAGGCCUGCCCGCUCAACCCCGCCUUCGACAACCUGGACGAGGUUCUGAGCCAUGUGAAUGGGGAGAGGCAGAGGGUGGAGGCCUGGUCCCAGGUGAUGUGUCCUGAGCUGGAGGCCUCAGGCCCGGCCAGGGAUAAGCCUGAACUGCAGGCCGGGGGCCCGGUCGAGAAGGAACCCGCCCUGUCGGGCAGUGAUGUGGACACCAGCGGUGCCUCACUGACCGAGGGCGAAGACAUGGAGAUGAGGGAGAGGAGUGACUCUGGCGUGGGAGCCUCCCUGACCCGGCCCAACAGGAAGCUGCGCUGGACCAGUUUCCAGAUCUCGCACCGUCCGAGUGUGACCUCAGCGUCGCUGGAGAUAAACCGACAAUCAGCAGCUCAGCUCCACCGUCUCCAGCGCUUCUCCCUGCUCAGCCUGACCGUCACCAUGGAGAGGCACAGCCUGGUCAGCCGGCAAAGCGGGCGCUGGGUGGUGCCGCGGUUCCUGAGGAGGAGUAAAGCCCUCGAUUACCGGGACAAGCGGGUGUUUGGGGUCCCACUCAUCGUCAACGUGCAGCGCUCAGGGCAGCCCCUCCCCCAGGGCAUCCAGCAAGCCCUCCGCUACCUCCGCAGCCAGUGCCGGCAGCAGGUUGGGAUCUUCAGGAAGUCGGGAGUGAAAUCCCGGAUCCAGGUGCUGCGGGAGCUGAACGAGGGCCGGCCGGAGCAUACUGACUACACCACACACUCCCCGUAUGAUGUGGCCGACAUGCUCAAGCAGUAUUUCCGGGACCUUCCUCAGCCCGUCUUCAGCAGCAAACUCACCAACACCUUCCUCCAGAUCUACCAACAUGUGCCAAGGGAGGAGCAAGUCUCAGCGUUGCAGGCAGCUAUUGUGCUGAUGCCGGAUGAGCACCGGGAGGUGUUGCAAUCACUGCUGUAUUUCCUCAGUGAUGUGGCUGCGGACAAUGAGAACCAGAUGACAGCGAGGAACCUGGCCGUGUGCCUGGCCCCCUCCCUCUUCCACCUCAACCUGCCCCGCAAGGAGGCCUCCUCCCCCAGGAUGCUGCCCAGACGGACGGCUUUGAGCAAACCCGACCAGAGAGACCUAAGCGAGAACCUGGCCGCCACCGAGGGCCUCAGUCACAUGAUCACAGAGAGCAAGCGGCUUUUCCAGGUCCCUCUGGACAUCAUGACCCAGGUAAGGAGCUCAAACGCGGGGGCUGAAUGGCAUCCGAUGCCCCUGGCUGUGCCAGGGAGCGGGGGGGGAAGCACGGUCAGAUUAUGCCAGGCUGGGCUGGAGGCCACCUUCCACGAGCUGCUGAUAGAGGCUGAGGAGAAGUUCCGUGGCUGGGUGAGCGCCACAGGUCCCGGCAAUACCCAACUCUCCUACAAAAAGGCUGGUGAUGGGCCGCCCCUGCGGCUAUGGAAGGUCACGGUGGAGGUGGAGGCAGCCCCACGUUCCGUGUUGAAUCGCAUCCUCCGGGAACGCCACCUGUGGGAUGAGGACCUCCUGGUUGGGAAAGUUCUGGAGCAUUUUGAAGGAAACACGGACCUUUACUAUUACGUGCAGGACAGCAUGGCCCCCCACCCCAGACGCAGUUUCACCGUGCUCCGGAGCUGGUGGCAGGAGCUGUCGAGGGGUGUGUGUGCUCUGGUCACCACCUCGGUGGAGCCGGACCUGGGAGGGGAUGAGGGAGCGGUGCAGGCUCUGGUGCUCACAGCUCAGUACCUGAUGGAGCCGUGUGGCUCUGGCCACUGCAGGCUCACUCACAUCUCCAGGACUGACCUCAGGGGCCGGAGCCCGGAAUGGUAUAAGCAGGUUUAUGGCUAUCUUUGUGCUGUGGAAGUCGCUCGGAUACGAGACUCGUUUGUGCAGUCGAUGCCAAGGGGAGCGGAAGCUGGAAUGUGAGCGAGGAUUUCUGUGGGAGAUGGGAUUGUCUCCUGCCUCAGCAACAGGCCGUGAUCGCCCUGGAGUUUUCCUGACUGGACAUUCCUAACAUUCCUGUGGCUCCCAGUCUCUCCGGGACACUUUCUUACCUGAAUGUUCAGCUGGAGAUGUGUUGGAGGGGGCAAUGACUGGACCCUGUGGGGG
Callorhinchus milii (elephant shark) is the source of this 2901-nucleotide messenger RNA. RefSeq names its product stAR-related lipid transfer protein 13. Gene Ontology annotation, biological process: signal transduction; actin cytoskeleton organization; regulation of Rho protein signal transduction. Gene Ontology annotation, molecular function: GTPase activator activity; lipid binding. The coding region runs from base 28 to 2718 and encodes 896 amino acids. NCBI's taxonomy places the organism in Eukaryota, Metazoa, Chordata, Chondrichthyes, Chimaeriformes, Callorhinchidae. The record is from RefSeq and is a predicted model, not a curated record. The transcript is spliced from 11 exons.